This is a messenger RNA of Gloeophyllum trabeum ATCC 11539, 918 nucleotides long. RefSeq lists its product as uncharacterized. The record is from RefSeq and is a predicted model, not a curated record. The transcript is spliced from 4 exons. Gene Ontology annotation, biological process: negative regulation of transcription by RNA polymerase II. NCBI's taxonomy places the organism in Eukaryota, Fungi, Basidiomycota, Agaricomycetes, Gloeophyllales, Gloeophyllaceae. The coding region runs from base 1 to 918 and encodes 305 amino acids. Gene Ontology annotation, cellular component: Sin3-type complex. Gene Ontology annotation, molecular function: histone deacetylase binding.
AUGCCUCCGCAACCAGGAAUGUUUCCGAUACACUCAAACAAAUCCCGUCAAGACUCCUACGGCAAUAUGCAAGAGCCAAGCACGAGCUACCACCACAAUGCCGUAGCUGGCCCGAGCUCGAGAGCACACGCUUCAUCCGAUGAAAUAAAGAAAGAUCGCAAGCGAAAGGAAUUGGCGGGGAAACUGGGCCGAGAAAUGACGGAGCGGAAAGACGACUCCCGCUACUUCCAGGAAGCCAUCUCCGCGCAACAUAGCACGGCCCUCCAGCUCGCGACGCGCCCCGACACCUGCCCCGCCUACAUUUUGCGUCUAUACCCGCUCUCGCUCGAGCGCUCUGCACUCCUCGCGCAGGUCGCACUCGAAGAGAAGCUCGCGCUGGACUCGGUGCAGAUUUCGUACGAGGAAGAACGCGACAAGGUCGAGGAGGAGUGGCGGCGCGGGCGCGAGCGCAUCCGCGAGCGGCUCCUGGAGGGUAUCGAGGAGCGACGGCGCAGAGCGCGUGAGGAGAAGGACAGCGAGACGAUCGCUGAUGCCACUGGCGACUCGCAGACGCGCUCGCACGUAACGCGCAAGCUGCGUAACAAGAUUGGCACCUCGCCGCCGCCUACGCCCAAUCAGACGGGCACGGCAGGUGUCGCGGCUACGGGCACAGUCACCAAUCCGCUGUCCCUGUCCAUCGACGAGCUCCCGUCGCCGUUCUCGCUUCCGCUAACUGCAACGGUGCCCCAGAUAAAUGGGACGGGUGGUGGUAAUGGCAGGCGGAAGCAGAAAACUCAGGAGAAGCCUACUGGGGGUUUGGGGAAGGCUCUGGUUAUAUUGACGACGGUGAAAGAGAACGAGGUGGAGAGCGAUCUGGGGGAGAUUCGGAGAGGGAACAAGCGGAGACGCGCUACAGCUGCUGCUAUGGGGAAGGCGUGA